Messenger RNA from Cebus imitator (Panamanian white-faced capuchin), 1685 nucleotides. RefSeq names its product neuropeptides B and W receptor 1 (gene NPBWR1). NCBI's taxonomy places the organism in Eukaryota, Metazoa, Chordata, Mammalia, Primates, Cebidae. The coding region runs from base 260 to 1246 and encodes 328 amino acids. Gene Ontology annotation, molecular function: neuropeptide receptor activity; neuropeptide binding. The transcript has a single exon. Gene Ontology annotation, biological process: neuropeptide signaling pathway. Gene Ontology annotation, cellular component: neuron projection; membrane. The record is from RefSeq and is a predicted model, not a curated record.
GCGGCUUUUUCUAAAGCUUACAUAUCGACGAGCUAACCUAUGCUUUCAAUUCCCCUUCCCAGCCCCGUGAGUCCGCGGCGACAGUGGGUCGUGGAGUGGCUGGGUACGGCCCCCUCCUCCAGAAAAACCAGAGAAGGGCUUGGAGGGCUGAAACCAGCGUCCACGAGCAGGUCCGUGCGGACCCAGACUUCGGGCCAGCUGAGUCCUGCGGGGCGGCGGUGGGAGACGCCAGGUCACCGGCUCCUCUGUCCUGGUCGAGAUGGACAACGCCUCGUUCUCGGAGCCCUGGCCGGCCAACGCAUCGUGCCCAGGCCCGGGGCUGGGCUGCUCCAACGAGUCGAGUCUGGCCCAGCUGCCCGCGCCGCUGGCGGUGGCCGUGCCAGUCGUCUACGCGGUGAUCUGCGCCGUGGGGCUGGCAGGCAACUCCGCGGUGCUGUACGUGUUGCUGCGGGCGCCCCGCAUGAAGACCGUCACCAACCUGUUCAUCCUCAAUCUGGCCAUCGCCGACGAGCUCUUCACGUUGGUGCUGCCCAUCAACAUCGCCGACUUCCUGCUGCGGCAGUGGCCCUUCGGGGAGUUCAUGUGCAAGCUCAUCGUGGCCAUCGACCAGUACAACACCUUCUCCAGCCUCUACUUCCUCACCGUCAUGAGCGCCGACCGCUACCUGGUGGUGAUGGCCACUGCCGAGUCACGCCGGGUGGCCGGCCGUACCUACGGCGCUGCGCGCGCGGUGAGCCUGGCAGUGUGGGGGCUCGUCACUCUCGUCAUACUGCCCUUUGCUGUCUUCGCCCGGCUCGACGACGAGCAGGGCCGGCGCCAGUGCGUGCUGGUCUUUCCGCAGCCCGAGGCCUUCUGGUGGCGCGCGAGCCGCCUCUAUACGUUCGUGCUGGGCUUCGCCAUCCCAGUGUCCACCACCUUCGUCCUCUACACCACCCUGUUGUGCCGGCUGCAUGCCAUGCGGCUGGACAGCCACGCCAAGGCCCUGGAGCGCGCCAAGAAGCGGGUGACCUUCCUGGUGGUGGCGAUCCUGGCCGUGUGUCUCCUCUGCUGGACGCCCUACCACCUGAGCACGGUGGUGGCGCUCACCACCGACCUCCCGCAGACGCCGCUCGUCAUCGCCAUCUCCUACUUCAUCACCAGCCUGAGCUAUGCCAACAGCUGCCUCAACCCCUUCCUCUACGCCUUCCUGGACGGCAGCUUCCGCAGGAACCUCCGCCAGCUGAUAAAGUGCCGCGCGGCCUCCUGACGCCCCGAGCAUCGGGCUCCCCACCGGCCCCGCCAACCCCCGCCCGCGCAGGAGGAACCGGCGCCCGCGCCCAGAGUGCGGGACCGGACAGGCAGCCUCGGCGUCGCGGGGAAACUGACUCGCGCCCCACCCCUGACCUAGCGGAUGGGAAGCGCUGCGGAGGCGCCCGCGGGUUGACCUUGCCAAACCCUCCUGGUGAUGCGCGUCCACGCUGGGUGAGGAGCCGCGCGGCUGAGAUCGCCACACUGAUCACUCCCUAACGCCAAGGUCAGGGGUUGACCCUCGAGUUUGGCACGCAGACCAGUGUGGAGGUAGAGGAGGAUAGAGGAGGAGGGCAGUAUUGCUGGGACCCGCCCCCUCCCUGCCGUGCUUCCUGCUACCAGAUCCCAGCCCUGGCCGUCUGCCACCUGGCUCGAGGAGCAGCUCUCCGCGCCUUUUA